ACUUGCCUCCUACCUCCUGAUGUUUUGAAUGAUCACGGGUAACAUUAGUAUUAAUGUUUCCGAACAGUGGGGUAAUAACCCUGUAUUUUAGCUCGUUUUAUAGGAUAUAGGUUGCCAUGGACACCACGGAGACUGCAAGCAAAAUCCAGUUUGAUCCCAGAGAGCACCAGCAUCUGAGGUAUAACCCGUUGCGUGAUUCCUGGGUUCUGGUCUCGGCCCAUCGGAUGAAACGGCCAUGGAAAGGGCAGGUGGAGAAGGUGCCGGAGGACAACAUCCCUCGUCAUGACCCCAACAAUCCCCUCUGUCCCGGGAGCACCAGAGCCAAUGGGGAGGUGAAUCCUGAUUAUGACAGCACUUUCCUGUUUGAUAAUGAUUUCCCUGCACUGCAGCAGGAUGCUCCAGAUCCCGGUUCAGAUCAUCAUCCUUUGUUCCAGUCCAAACCUGCAAGAGGUGUUUGUAAGGUCAUGUGCUUCCAUCCGUGGUCUGACAUCACCCUCCCAUUGAUGCAGCCUGGAGAGAUCCGCCAGGUGAUUGACAAGUGGGCGGAGCUGAUCGAGGAGCUAGGCCCCACCUAUCCAUGGGUGCAGAUCUUCGAGAAUAAAGGAGCCAUGAUGGGCUGCUCCAACCCUCAUCCUCACUGUCAGGUUUGGGCCAGCAGCUUCCUGCCUAAUGAACCCGCGCUGGCUGAACGCUGUCAGAGGGAAUAUAAACAGAAGCAUGGAGAGCCCAUGCUGCUGCAGUACGCUCGCAUGGAGGCCCAGGCACAGGAGCGUGUGGUGGUGCAGAAUGAGCAUUGGAUUGUUGUGGUGCCGUAUUGGGCCACGUGGCCUUUCCAGACUCUGCUGCUGCCACGCCGACAUGUUCUGCGUCUUCCUGAUCUCACUUCUGAGGAGAGAGACAGUCUUGCAUGCAUAAUGAAAAUGCUUCUGACAAAAUACGACAACCUCUUUGAGGUCUCCUUCCCCUACUCAAUGGGCUGGCAUGGAGCGCCAACAGGAAGUCAUCUGGAAGAAGACAUGAGCCACUGGCAGCUUCACGCACACUACUACCCUCCCCUGCUCCGUUCGGCUACUGUCCGCAAGUUCAUGGUGGGAUAUGAAAUGCUGGCUCAGGAGCAGCGUGACCUUACGCCCGAACAGGCUGCUGAGAGAUUACGGGCACUCUCUGAGGAGCACUACAAGACCAGAGUGAAGGGGCCGCAGAUUUGAAAAUGGAGGACUUCCUUGUUUAAAGGACCCUGUUAAGGUGGUUGCCCUUUUGCCCCUCCAGUUUAAGCAGGACCUACCAGACUGGAGCUUUUCUUCAACCUUUGUCUUAGACCACUGACUUUCGGAGACGUGACAUUUUCCCAAUUAAGCCAAUUAACAGAGGCACAGCAGAAGGUCCUGUGCGGAUACCAUCAGCAGUUCUGAAUGUGCUACAGUCUGUGUUGUCCUAGCCUGACUCUGUCCUGGCCAUCUGUUCCAGUGCCGGGUGAUAUUUGAGAUGUCGGGCCGAGAAGUUCUUCAGCAUAUUGUAGUGAUUAAGAAUUAUAAUUCAUAAAACAACUUACAUUCAGGUUCUAGAAUUGACGUUUUUUUGUGGUUUGGUUUACUGUUACCUGUUUAUAUGGAUAUAGCCUUCAUCCUUAACCACUGAGCCGCCAAUACCACUUUUUCCAUUUUCCAUGUUGCUGGUGCUGGUCCUGGAACUGGUGUUGUUCAUGGAACCAGGUAUAUUUUUAGGAACUGGUUCACAUUUCCAUCAGAAUCAGAAUUGUGUGUUAUUGACCAAGUACACUAGAGUAUACAAGGAAUUUAGGGAAUCAGUUUGAAAUGGAGUAUCAGUCAGAUCAAUCUUUCUGAUUUCUGUGAGAGCUUCUCUGUUGCCAGAACAACAUGCCCUAAACAUUUCAGGGACAUACCAUUCUGUUAUCAGAGGUGAGAGUUUACUACUGAAUGUCUAGAAAAUAAUAACUGCUAGAGAGGUUUUUAUCAGUUGUACUUCAGAUCCAUCAUCAUAUACCACAAUAAUGCACCAGAUGAGAGAUUAGUGUUAUUGCUUUUAUUAGAGUGCUCAAAUGCUCUGACAUCAGCUGACAUCAAUUUUUCAGGCCCUGGAAAAAACACCAGCACCAUAUCUGUAAAGAAGGGCUAUAUGUGUCAAGGUGCGUUGCCAGAACAUGGCAUUACUGAAGUAUAUAUCUUGUGUUUUUGCUGUGCAGUCUGGAAAAAAAAACCAAGUAAAAAGAUCAGUUCAUGUCACAGUAGUAGAGUAACUGCAAUUUGAUCAGUUCUGAGUCAUCGAAGUCAGAUGAUUUUCUUCUACUGAACAUCUCCUUUAGAUUUAUCUAUCCAAAAAUCAUUGACUCAUGCUCUGUAUUCACGUCUGAUAGUGAAAUAUCAUAAUAUAAUGUCUCCAACAUCUCCAGUAAAUAAAGGAACCUUACAUAUCUGUUGGAUUGUGUCCUUCAUGUGCAAGUUUUUUUUUGUUUUGUUUUUUUUUUUAAGAAUUUUGCUGCUCUUCCUUAUGAACAAGCUCAAGAGUCAGGUAUAUGCACAAAGGACAUUGGGCGAUAACAUUAUCUUUAGGCCAAGGUGGUCAUUUGUCUUCCACCAUAUAUUGGGUCCUUGUCCUGUCAUCUGCUGCCUGAACAUCUUCCCCAGGGAGCUUUGUCGCUCCUUCACGCUGUCCUCUCUGCCCAUCUUUCAUACCGAACUUCUCUGAACUCUACACUUUUCUCAUUAAAAGUGGCACGUUACGGAUGGCUCUCUGCUUCGAGGUGGAGUAUCAAUUCUGAUCGAUCAUUCUGAUUUCCAUGAGAGCUUCACUGUUGCCAGCACAACACGUCCUGAAGCCUUGCAGCACCUCAUCCAUCUCUAGCACAAUUCAUAGGUCACGAGUCCCAUUACCAUCCAAGCCUCUGUGCAAUCCAUAAGGAGAUAUGUGUUUAUUAAAAAGUUUGUCCCUGGAUCAAUCGGGGGGGUGUCCUCUUGGCAGUGAUGCAUGCUAAUAAUGACAGAAACUGUUUUGUUUUUAGGACUUUUAACAAUCUAUAAUGUUGUAGGAUGAGCUUGUGCAUCAUGACAACACCAAACGUCUGUGGAACCCACUUUAUUACUUCUGCCAGGCGAAUGGCUAUAAAACACUACCUUAUCGUAGAUCCACAGGUUAUAUCAUUUUGCUUUGCCUAAAACUUUUUUCUAGUAUUUCAAAUUGUUAAAGUUGGACAUAUUUUUCCAAAUGCGAACUGCAUUCAGGAUCCGAAUACUCAACACUUUUUUAUGCAUGCGUCUUAAAACAAACAUGGCCAAGUUGAUUUACUGCCAUUUAUUUGUACAAUAUUUUGGACCACAUUUGCAAGGUAGGCCAUCUUUCAAAUUCAGAAAGCGUAUCUGACUAUUAAUCAGCAUUGUGUGGACAUGUCAAGGUCAUUUAGCCCUUGUGUCAUCAUAUUAGUCUCUGUACUUCACAGGAUUUGUUCUGGAGAUGGAAUGGUGAAAAGUUCAUGGCAUAUUGCAGUACCUUCUUACAAGUGCAUUUCCAAAGAUUUAGAAUAACAUAAUAUUGCAGUGACAACACAAGUAUUAAAUAUUAUGGUUAGGCCAAAAAAGAUAAGAAAAACUAAUAGUACUGUUUUAUUUGCACCUAAAAUCGCACAAUAAUAAAGAUUGUAUAUGUAUUUAUGGCUCUGUCUCAAUUCUUAUCCUAAGUCCUAAGGUAUUUGUUGACGUGCACACUUUUGUGAUGUUGUAUAAGGGCAGAUGAGAUGGGCGUAAAAUAUAAAGACAUCAGCGUAAUAUGGGAUAUGUUUGAUUCCAGAUAUGCUGUGAAUACAUUUCUGACAUGUAAUGUGAUGCUGAUCAUAUAUCUGUACAGUUCUGAUGUGUAACAUUAACAUUACACCAUAAACUUUUGUGAAUUAACAUUGCUUAAACAAUGUUUUUCAAUAUAAUGACAUUGUGCUUAUAAAGGUCUUACUGUUUUGUACUUGUUGUUAAUAACAUUAAACGUCAUAAAGCAAAGUAGGUUAUAGCCUAUUGCUGCUUGGAUUAUAAAAGUGAACAUAACAACACUAAGGCAAGCUAAAUCUUCCCUUUUCCUGACCUUAUUGUCUUGACAUGCAACAACCGUUUUUAAUCAAGAAUAUCAAGUAAAGAGAUAAAAAAACAUUUCUGUUACACUUAGACUUUUUUAUGUCCAUUUCCCUGUUAUCGGCUCAUGUUUGACACACCACGGCAUUGCAGUGGAACGUCGGCUAAUAGCUUUCACAAAAGUUUACUCGGAUGUGGACAGUGGCUAUGUGACCACAAGUUCAUCAUGCCUAAUGCAUGACCAGCUAGUUCUCUAAGCUGUCAGUUAUAAGGAAAAUAUUUUUCUUAGAUAAACCAAGACAUUAGCUUGCUGAUUAGCUAAUGUUUUUGAAUGCUAAGGCAUAUUAGCAAAGAAAACAAAACUAGCUGACAAACUUAAUAAUCUAAUUUACAAAAUCUAACUAGCUAGCUGAUGUAACAAACUAAAUUACAUAACUUAACUGGCUAGCUAAUAUAACAAAUGUAAAAAUUUGUCUAGCUAGCUAAUGUAAUGAACAGGUUUACGGAAAUUAACUAGAUAAAAAGUUACCAAACUUAGAGUAAACUCAAGUUAGUUUUGAAUGGCAAAUUUUAAAGGACAAUAUUUCACUAUUAUAUGGAAGGCAAAGGUGACGUAACACUUUUGGGGAAAAAAAAAAAAAAAUCUCAUGUCAUUUGAGUCUUUGAGUAUUUUUAUUCCCCUAUAACUUGGUGUUCUCCUAAGUGGAACUAAACUUCCUAGCUAUGAUUUGUUCUGAAAACCUUCUUAAGGAAAUGCUGAGAGAAACUUUUACCAAGCAAGUGGAGGGUAAGAGGAAGUGUGGGUUUGGAAUGAAU
Pangasianodon hypophthalmus (striped catfish) is the source of this 4889-nucleotide messenger RNA. It is a transcript of the gene galt, whose product is annotated as galactose-1-phosphate uridylyltransferase. Lineage: Eukaryota; Metazoa; Chordata; Actinopteri; Siluriformes; Pangasiidae. Gene Ontology annotation, molecular function: UDP-glucose:hexose-1-phosphate uridylyltransferase activity; zinc ion binding. The record is from RefSeq and is a predicted model, not a curated record. The coding region runs from base 117 to 1208 and encodes 363 amino acids. The transcript is spliced from 12 exons. Gene Ontology annotation, cellular component: cytoplasm. Gene Ontology annotation, biological process: beta-D-galactose catabolic process via UDP-galactose, Leloir pathway.